Messenger RNA from Caenorhabditis elegans, 1436 nucleotides. RefSeq names its product Carbonic anhydrase (gene cah-6). The coding region runs from base 95 to 1054 and encodes 319 amino acids. Lineage: Eukaryota; Metazoa; Nematoda; Chromadorea; Rhabditida; Rhabditidae. The transcript has 6 exons. Gene Ontology annotation, molecular function: zinc ion binding; carbonate dehydratase activity. The record is from RefSeq and is marked reviewed. Gene Ontology annotation, cellular component: membrane.
CUGAUUUCAAAACGCGAAUAACAGACGGUUGUACGAAAGAAUUUCGAGCCGAAUCACAGGUAAUAACCAUCUUCAUCUCCACCUCCCACCAACCAUGGCAUUCCUUAGUCAACUACAGGGUGGGUUUGCCCAACUCAAGCAAAAAGCCGAAGCGGCGGCUCCAUCAAUCGCUGACUCGUUGAAUCAAUUGAAAGAGGCUCCAAAGUUCAUGGAGAGUGCCUUUAAAACUGGAUUGAACAAGGUGAAGCUGGAUUCAUUGGGCAAGGUGCUCAAUGUGCCAUCGUUGGGAAGGACUCAGUCGCCGAUUGAUAUCGUUCCGGUUAUCACUGCGUUUGGCGAGCAUCUUCAGAAUGCACACUUUGAAGUAACCUACGAAUCGACCGGUGAAUUCAAAGCAGUAAACGAUGGCAAUUCGAUUUGGCUGAUGCGUGAGGGUAACAGCAGUGAGCUGGCUAUUUCAUUCCUCCCAGAAGAGCAAUAUCAUCUGGACGCUGUAAAUUUUCAUUGGGCAACUGAGCCGAUGAACGGAUCCGAGCACACAAUUGGUGGGGUUGGGUACGCAGGAGAAAUGCAUCUUAUUCAUCGGAAUACGCGAUUCGCCACAAUGGCCGAUGCUCUCAAACAACCCAAUGGGGUUAUUGCGAUCGCUGUUUUUCUGAAUGAAUCCCACGACGACAACGCAGUGUUCAGUCCGUUGAUCAAUCUUCUACCACAAGUGAUCUACAAAGGAAGUGAAUGCAAACUCUGCUCAUUCGACUUCCAAACAUUCUUCCCGGUUGCCGAGAAGACGAAGGAAUUUUGGAUGUACGAAGGAUCGGAGACAACUGAUCCAUUCCGAGAGACUGUCAACUGGAUUGUCAUCCGAGCGGCUCUUCCGAUUAGUUCUCAUCAGCUCGACAAGCUCCGCGAGGUCCGUGCCGGACGCUACGACGAAGAAUUCUCUGAUAAGGUCCCAAUGAAGCCACUUCGUCCAAUUCAGAACCCCUCCUCUCGUACAAUCCAAAGUAGCUUUCGCUCAGUCGCCGGUGCUCCCGACCUCGGAUUCCGACAGUGAUAUGGUACCUCAACCACCGCCAACCGGCUGUGAUACUCGUCUUCUCGUUCAGUCAUGCUUUCCGUAUACUAUUUUUAAGACAUAACCCAUUCCGGAACUUUAAAGGCACAUGCUUCAGCAAGAUCUACAUUUAGAUAGAGCGUCAUUAUGUGCCUUUAAAGCCCCAUUUUUCAGAUUUGCAAUACAAUAAUCCAAAAACGCAAUAACUUCCCCCAGCAUUCACAUAUUUUUGAUUCACUUUUCACACACACUUUUCUCUCCAAAAGGUCUCACAUAUGCCAAGCGUCUUGAUCUCUUUUUGAAAAAAAAUGUUUAGAUGUAUAGUUGUAAUAAAUAUUUGGUUAGAUUGGGAAAUUAAAAAAAAAUUUCAUUCACAAAUAAU